AUGGCGGACCUCCCGGCGCAUGCCUCGCCCAAACUUCCCCCGCAAUCCCACCCUCCCACGAGCAGCGGACCAGAUGCCUUACCAGACGAUGCGAGCCAAGGCAGUGGCAUUACAACAGGUCAACAGACUCCGGCCCUUCCUAAUUCACUUUUGUCGCCUGCUUUCACCCCGCCUGCAACGCCUGGGGGCACAUUAAACUUGACCUCGAAUCCGACUAAAGCCCUCCACGAAAGCCAAGCUGCGAGUAUUCGACACCAAGGAGAACAUACCAAAGCACCUAAAUUGCUGUCACAGCUUCCGCAAGUGGAAUGUAUUGUGCGAGCGCGAAUUCCGACGACAAAUGGUGCGGAGAUGUUCCUACACCUCUAUCAUAACGACAUGGAUAAUAAGGAGCACUUGGCCAUUGUGUUCGGUAACAAGAUCCGCAGUCAAAGCUUGGAUCGCGUGUAUCCCGGGGAGACCGAGAUGGACCGCAUGAUCCGCGGCGCAUACGUGGGCAAAUUGCACCCGGGCCGGGUCAGCAGUUGGUUUGAUGACGAGAAGAAUGCCGAAUCGCAAUCAGAAGGUCAGACAAAAGUCGAGCCACCACUGGUCCGAAUCCACUCCGAGUGCUAUACCGGUGAGACGGCAUGGUCAGCUCGAUGCGAUUGUGGUGAACAACUGGACGAAGCCGCACGAUUGAUGUCUUUCCCGGUUGAAGACUUGUCGUCCGAUGCACCCCCAGAAGCCCAAUCUCUCAGAUCUCAUUCUGCGGGAGGUGUUAUCAUCUAUUUGCGACAGGAGGGCCGAGGAAUUGGAUUGGGAGAGAAGCUGAAGGCAUACAAUCUUCAGGACUUGGGCUCUGACACCGUCGAGGCCAACCUUCUGCUGCGGCAUCCUGCGGAUGCCCGCAGCUAUGGAUUGGCGACAGCCAUGCUGAUGGAUCUCGGAUGUGGCGCGGAUGUGAACCCGGAUGGCGUUCGCUUGCUCACAAAUAACCCCGAUAAGGUCCGCGCCAUUGAGGGUCCCAAUCGGGAAGUGCUGGUCAAGGAAAGAGUCCCGAUGAUUCCCCUUGCCUGGCGCACUGGUGGACAACGGGGAAUCAAAAGCUCUGAGAUUGAGGGUUACCUGAAGACUAAGAUUUCAAAAAUGGGCCACAUGAUCCAAUAA
Penicillium argentinense is the source of this 1149-nucleotide messenger RNA. RefSeq names its product GTP cyclohydrolase II. The coding region runs from base 1 to 1149 and encodes 382 amino acids. The transcript has 2 exons. Gene Ontology annotation, biological process: riboflavin biosynthetic process. Gene Ontology annotation, molecular function: GTP cyclohydrolase II activity. NCBI's taxonomy places the organism in Eukaryota, Fungi, Ascomycota, Eurotiomycetes, Eurotiales, Aspergillaceae. The record is from RefSeq and is a predicted model, not a curated record.